Messenger RNA from Arabidopsis lyrata subsp. lyrata, 1987 nucleotides. Its product is annotated as dehydration-responsive element-binding protein 2C. The coding region runs from base 699 to 1751 and encodes 350 amino acids. Gene Ontology annotation, molecular function: DNA-binding transcription factor activity; transcription cis-regulatory region binding. The record is from RefSeq and is a predicted model, not a curated record. Lineage: Eukaryota; Viridiplantae; Streptophyta; Magnoliopsida; Brassicales; Brassicaceae. Gene Ontology annotation, cellular component: nucleus. Gene Ontology annotation, biological process: response to stress; positive regulation of DNA-templated transcription. The transcript has a single exon.
CUUUGCUACUACUACUACUAUUACAUUGAACCCUUUGUGUUCUUCUUGCUCUUCUUCUGCUGAUACUUUGUUCGAGUGAUUUCUUACAUGCCGUCGGAGAUUGUUGAUAGGUUUGUUUCUAACAUUUUUAGAUUUUUUCUCUGUUUUUUUUCGUCUUGUGCAUGUGUGCUAAAUGUGAUUGUUCAUUGUUAGGCUUAAAGAUUUUGUUUUUAUCGACUGUUGUUGUUUUCAAGUUCCUUUGUUUGUGUAAAUGGUGGAAGCUGAAAGGUUUUCAAUUUUAGGGUUUUUGGGGUUUUUCGUAGACAGGAAUUUGGAACUCAUUGUAUGAUUUUGGGCAUAAUUUGUCUCUUUUGGAUUGAGUUCUUUGCGAUUUGUGGCUUCGUGUGUGGAAAUUAGAGGAUUUUAGCUGUAAUAAUCCUUAAAGGUGGUACCUUUCCUGAAACAGAAGUUAGUUUAUGGGUUCUCUGUUGAAUCCUUAGGUGAUUCUCUGUUUCUGAGUUUGCUCUGUUCUAAAAUUUCUAAUUUUGUUCGUGAUGUGGUUUCUUUUUUGCUCGCUGUGAUGCUGCAGAUUGUGAAAACUUCUUCUUGUAGCCACUUGGUGUUAUUACCUUCAGGUGGUUAAAAAUUGUUUCGAAGUAUAGUCGAGAGCCCGUUGCUUUAAAUUUUGUGAAGAGAGAAAAAGAAACACAAUAGAGAAAAUGGGAGUUCUCGAGCAUGUUGCUAAUCUUGCUUCUAUGCCCUUUGAUUCUCCCAGGAAAAGGAAGUCUCGUGGAACACGAGAUGUAGCUGAGAUUCUAAGGCAAUGGAGGGAGUAUAAUGAGCAGACCGAGGCAGAUUCUUGCAUCGAUGGUGGUGUUCCGAAACCAGUCCGAAAUCCUCCUCCAAAAGGUUCGAGGAAGGGUUGUAUGAAAGGUAAAGGAGGACCUGAAAAUGGGAUUUGUGACUAUAGAGGAGUUAGACAGAGGACAUGGGGUAAAUGGGUCGCUGAGAUCCGUGAGCCAGGCCGAGGUGCUAGGUUAUGGCUCGGUACUUUCUCUAGUUCAUAUGAAGCUGCAUUGGCUUAUGACGAGGCUGCCAAAGCUAUAUAUGGUCAGUCUGCCAGACUCAAUCUUCCCGAGAUCACGAAUCGCUCUUCUUCGACUGCCGCCACUGUGUCUGGCUCGGUUACUGCAUUCUCUGAUGAAUCUGAAGUUUGUGCACGUGAGGAUACAAACGAAAGAUCUGGUUUUGGUCAGGUGAAACUAGAGGAUUGUAACGAUGAAUAUGUUCUCUUAGAUAGUUCUCAGUGUAUUAAAGAGGAGCUGAAAGUAAAAGAGGAAGUGAUGGAAGAACAUAACUCGGCUGUUGGUUUUGGAAUUGGACAGGACCCGAAAAGGGAGAUUUUGGAUGCUUGGUUAAUGGGAAAUGGCAAUGAACAAGAACCAUUGGAGUUUGGUGUGGACGAAACGUUUGAUAUUAAUGAGCUGUUGGGUAUAUUAGACGACAACAAUGUGUCUGGUCAAGAGACAAUGCAGAAUCAAGUUGAUAGACAGCCAAACUUCAGUUACCAAACGCAGUUUCAAGAUGCUAACUUGCUCGGGAGCCUCAACCCUAUGGAGAUUGCUCAUCCUGGAGUUGAUUAUGGAUAUCCUUAUGUGCAGCCGAGUGAAAUGGAGAACAAUGGUAUUGAUUUAGACCAUCACAGGUUCAAUGAUCUUGACAUACAGGACUUGGAUUUUGGAGGGGAAAAAGAUGUUCAUGGCUCUACAUAAGAUCUCAGAUUCAUAUUGAAUGGCCUAAGUUUGUUAUUCUGCUCCGAUACGGUCUAGCUGUUACUAGCCAGAAGCUGACUUUCUUUGAAGCUGCUGAUACUUUCUGAUGUUAAUGGUUUUGAGGCAUAGUAAAUGUAGUUAGGUAAUGUAGGACAGUUCGAAUAUGAUCCCUUCUUUCUUCUUCUUGUGAAUACAUAUGAAGUUUAAAGUUUAUAGAAAGUUUUAAUCUUCUUCGA